Messenger RNA from Ictalurus furcatus (blue catfish), 7878 nucleotides. RefSeq lists its product as uncharacterized. The record is from RefSeq and is a predicted model, not a curated record. The transcript has 26 exons. Bases 1 to 5796 code for a protein of 1931 amino acids. NCBI's taxonomy places the organism in Eukaryota, Metazoa, Chordata, Actinopteri, Siluriformes, Ictaluridae.
AUGGCCCUCACUCCUGUUUCAGAGGUGUCCACAUCUAUGAAGUGCUUGGAGGGCUAUGGGGACCAAGAGGAACCAACCACACCUAUAACUGUACCAUCAUCUACAACACCAAUAUCAACCAUCACUACUGAAUCCACAACACAGACUACAACAAUCACAGAACCAACAAUAGAAACAACUGCUGUUACAACUACUCCAGCUCCAAGCACUACAACUGAAACACAAACAACUACAGAGGAACCAACCACACCUACAACUGUACUAUCAUCUACAACACCAAUAUCAACCAUCACUACUGAAUUCACAAGACAGGCAACAACAAUCACAGAACCAACAAUAGAAACAACUGCCGUUACAACUACUCCAGCUCCAAGCACUACAACUGAAACACAAACAACUACAGAGGAACCAACCACACCUACAACUGUACCAUUAUCUACAACACCAAUAUCAACCAUCACUACUGAAUCCACAACACAGUCUACAACAAGCACAGAACCAACAACAGAAACAACUACAGUUACAACUACUCCAGCUCCAAGCACUACAACUGAAACACAAACAACUACAGAGGAACCAACCACAGCUACAACUGUACUAUCAUCUACACCAAUAUCAACCAUUACUACUGAAUCCACAAGACAGGCAACAACAAUCACAGAACCAACAACAGAAACAACUGAAGUUACAACUACUCCAGCUCCAAGCACUACAACUGAAACACAAACAACUAUAGAGGAACCAACGACAGCUACAACUGUACUAUCAUCUACAACACCAAUAUCGACCAUCACUACUGAAUCCACAACACAGGCUACAACAAGCACAGAACCAACAACAGUUAGAACUACUCCAGCUCCAAGCACCACAACUGAAACACAAACAACUACAGAGGAACCAACCACAUCUACAACUGUAUUAUCAUCUUCAACAGCAAUAUCAACCAUCACUACUGAAACCACAAGACAGGCUAUAACAAGCACAGAACCAACAACAGAAACAACUGCAGUUACAACUACUCCAGCUCCAAGCACUACAACUGAAACACAAACAACUACAGAGGAACCAACCACACCUACAACUGUAUUAUCAUCUACAACACCAAUAUCAACCAUCACUACUGAAUCCACAACACAGACUACAACAAUCACAGAACCAACAAUAGAAACAACUGCUGUUACAACUACUCCAGCUCCAAGCACUACAACUGAAACACAAACAACUACAGAGGAACCAACCACACCUACAACUGUACUAUCAUCUACAACACCAAUAUCAACCAUCACUACUGAAUUCACAAGACAGGCAACAACAAUCACAGAACCAACAAUAGAAACAACUGCCGUUACAACUACUCCAGCUCCAAGCACUACAACUGAAACACAAACAACUACAGAGGAACCAACCACACCUACAACUGUACCAUUAUCUACAACACCAAUAUCAACCAUCACUACUGAAUCCACAAUACAGUCUACAACAAGCACAGAACCAACAACAGAAACAACUACAGUUACAACUACUCCAGCUCCAAGCACUACAACUGAAACACAAACAACUACAGAGGAACCAACCACAGCUACAACUGUACUAUCAUCUACACCAAUAUCAACCAUUACUACUGAAUCCACAAGACAGGCAACAACAAUCACAGAACCAACAACAGAAACAACUGAAGUUACAACUACUCCAGCUCCAAGCACUACAUCUGAAACACAAACAACUAUAGAGGAACCAACGACAGCUACAACUGUACUAUCAUCUACAACACCAAUAUCGACCAUCACUACUGAAUCCACAACACAGGCUACAACAAGCACAGAACCAACAACAGUUAGAACUACUCCAGCUCCAAGCACCACAACUGAAACACAAACAACUACAGAGGAACCAACCACAUCUACAACUGUAUUAUCAUCUUCAACAGCAAUAUCAACCAUCACUACUGAAACCACAAGACAGGCUAUAACAAGCACAGAACCAACAACAGAAACAACUGCAGUUACAACUACUCCAGCUCCAAGCACUACAACUGAAACACAAACAACUACAGAGGAACCAACCACACCUACAACUGUAUUAUCAUCUACAACACCAAUAUCAACCAUCACUACUGAAUCCACAACACAGGCAACAACAAUCACAGAACCAACAAUAGAAACAACUGCCGUUACAACUACUCCAGCUCCAAGCACUACAACUGAAACACAAACAACUACAGAGGAAACAACCACAACUACAAAUGUACCAUCAUCUACAACACCAAUAUCAACCAUCACUACUGAAUUCACAAGACAGGCUACAACAAGCACAGAACCAACAACAGAAACAACUGCAGUUACAACUACUCCAGCUCCAAAGGAACCAACCACACCUACAGUGUUACCAUCAUCUACAACACCAACACCGACCAACACUACUGAAUCCACAAAACAGGCUACAACAAUCACAGAACCAACAAUAGAAACAACUGCCGUUACAACUACUCCAACUCCAAGCACUACAACUGAAGCAUCAAAAGCAGAAUCAACUAAUCAAUUAACAACCAAUAUUGCCACAAGCACCACAGCAGAAACGCUAAAAACUACAGAGGAAACUCCAUCAACUACACCUAAAUAUAGGUUACCAACUACAACUCUAACAACGGAAUUAACCACUACCACUGAAUCCAAAACACAGGCUACAACAGAAACAACAACAGAAGGAACUAUUGCUUGUACUACGGUUUCAAGCAAAUCAACUGAAGCAUCUACAACUACAGAGGAAACCGCAAUAAAUACAUCUGCAACUAUCCCAACAACAAUUACAACACAAAUAUAUGAAGUUCCCACAAAGGAAUCCACAACACAGGCUGCAACAACCACAGAACCCACAACAGAAGAAUCCACUACACCUGAAGCAUCAACAACUACAGUGGGGGCACCAACAAUACCAACAACAGAAGUACCCACUAUGAGUGCAUCCACAACACAGGCUACAACAUCCACAGAAUCAACAGCAGCAGCAUCCACAACAGCAUUAUCCACCAUAGCAGAAUCAACUGGAUUAACAACCACCAUUUCUCCAGACACAACUGAGGAAACUCCAUCAACUACACCUACAACUGUGCCACCAACUCCAAUACUGGACAUGACCACUACAACUGAAUCCACAAUAGCAGAAUCAACUGAAUUAAAAACUACCUUAGCUCUAAGCACAACUAAAGCCCCAACAACUACAGAGGAAACUGCAUCAACUACACCUACAACUGUGCAACAAACUUCAACCAAAACCAUGGACAUGACCAGAACUCCAGCAUCAACAACAGUAUCCCCAACAGCAGAAUCAACUCAAUUAACUACCUUAGCUCCAAGCAACACAAAUGAAGCAUCAACAACUACAGAGGAAACUCCAUCAACCACACCAAAACCUCUAUCUGGUUCAGCUGUGGUUCAGGCCAGACUGGCCUUCAACUCCUUCACUCCCAUUCCCAGUGAGAGUUUGGUCCUCAGUGCCAUCACCUCUCUGUUGAGUUCUCGAUUCAAAGACCUCAGUGAUUCACUAAAUGUGCUGAACUUCACCUACGAGAAUGUUUCAGAGACAUCCUAUGCAGUCAUCUUCACUUUCAGCAUCAGUAACAUGAGCAUUCCAGAGAACCCUGACCUAAGGAAUGGCACCUACACCCAGGUGGAGAACAUCAUCAAUAAUGCUCUAAACACACUUCUCAAUGCACCUGGCGCAGAACCAUUCGCACCCAAAAUCUCCAACUUCACAAGUUCAGGAAAACAGAUUGAAGGUGUAACAGAGUACAUUCUCCAAUAUGGAGAUAGUCAUAUACCAAUCAGCUUUCUCAGUGAGCUCCAAAAACAAAGUGGUAAUUAUACAUCAGUUCCUCAAUCAAGUACAACAGUUCCACUGUUGUCUUCAGCAGCAACUCCAAUAAUAAAAUCUGGUUCAGCUGUGGUUCAGGCCAGACUGGCCUUCAACUCCUUCACUCCCAUUCCCAGUGAGAGUUUGGUCCUCAGUGCCAUCACCUCUCUGUUGAGUUCUCGAUUCAAAGACCUCAGUGAUUCACUAAAUGUGCUGAACUUCACCUACGAGAAUGUUUCAGAGACAUCCUAUGCAGUCAUCUUCACAUUCAGCAUCAGUAACAUGAGCAUUCCAGAGAACCCUGACCUAAGGAAUGGCACCUACACCCAGGUGGAGAACAUCAUCAAUAAUGCUCUAAACACACUUCUCAAUGCACCUGGCGCAGAACCAUUCGCACCCAAAAUCUCCAACUUCACAAGUUCAGGAAAACAGAUUGAAGGUGUAACAGAGUACAUUCUCCAAUAUGGAGAUAGUCAUAUACCAAUCAGCUUUCUCAGUGAGCUCCAAAAACAAAGUGGUAAUUAUACAUCAGUUCCUCAAUCAAGUACAACAGUUCCACUGUUGUCUUCAGCAGCAACUCCAAUAAUAAAAUCUGGUUCAGCUGUGGUUCAGGCCAGACUGGCCUUCAACUCCUUCACUCCCAUUCCCAGUGAGAGUUUGGUCCUCAGUGCCAUCACCUCUCUGUUGAGUUCUCGAUUCAAAGACCUCAGUGAUUCACUAAAUGUGCUGAACUUCACCUACGAGAAUGUUUCAGAGACAUCCUAUGCAGUCAUCUUCACUUUCAGCAUCAGUAACAUGAGCAUUCCAGAGAACCCUGACCUAAGGAAUGGCACCUACACCCAGGUGGAGAACAUCAUCAAUAAUGCUCUAAACACACUUCUCAAUGCACCUGGCGCAGAACCAUUCGCACCCAAAAUCUCCAACUUCACAAGUUCAGGAAAACAGAUUGAAGGUGUAACAGAGUACAUUCUCCAAUAUGGAGAUAGUCAUAUACCAAUCAGCUUUCUCAGUGAGCUCCAAAAACAAAGUGGUAAUUAUACAUCAGUUCCUCAAUCAAGUACAACAGUUCCACUGUUGUCUUCAGCAGCAACUCCAAUAAUAAAAUCUGGUUCAGCUGUGGUUCAGGCCAGACUGGCCUUCAACUCCUUCACUCCCAUUCCCAGUGAGAGUUUGGUCCUCAGUGCCAUCACCUCUCUGUUGAGUUCUCGAUUCAAAGACCUCAGUGAUUCACUAAAUGUGCUGAACUUCACCUACGAGAAUGUUUCAGAGACAUCCUAUGCAGUCAUCUUCACUUUCAGCAUCAGUAACAUGAGCAUUCCAGAGAACCCUGACCUAAGGAAUGGCACCUACACCCAGGUGGAGAACAUCAUCAAUAAUGCUCUAAACACACUUCUCAAUGCACCUGGCGCAGAACCAUUCGCACCCAAAAUCUCCAACUUCACAAGUUCAGGAAAACAGAUUGAAGGUGUAACAGAGUACAUUCUCCAAUAUGGAGAUAGUCAUAUACCAAUCAGCUUUCUCAGUGAGCUCCAAAAACAAAGUGGUAAUUAUACAUCAGUUCCUCAAUCAAGUACAACAGUUCCACUGUUGUCUUCAGCAGCAACUCCAAUAAUAAAAUCUGGUUCAGCUGUGGUUCAGGCCAGACUGGCCUUCAACUCCUUCACUCCCAUUCCCAGUGAGAGUUUGGUCCUCAGUGCCAUCACCUCUCUGUUGAGUUCUCGAUUCAAAGACCUCAGUGAUUCACUAAAUGUGCUGAACUUCACUUACGAGAAUGUUUCAGAGACAUCCUAUGCAGUCAUCUUCACAUUCAGCAUCAGUAACAUGAGCAUUCCAGAGAACCCUGACCUAAGGAAUGGCACCUACACCCAAGUGGAGAACAUCAUCAGUAAUGCUGUGAGUGUUCAUGACACCUGUUUUAUUGCAGUUAUGCCAGACCUCAAUUUGUGAGACAUGGACUCUCCUGAUAAUAUAAAAACAAUUAUUUCUGUCAGAGUUAUUCUAGAUCUGUCUUAAAGGGCAUAAUCACAGACUGACAGAGUGGCUAUCAGUGUGAUGUUGACAAAUCUUUAUCACAGAAUUAAUGACUGAUACGGGGUAGAAUCAGAGACUGAUAUAGUCUGACUAUAUAGCUGGCAAAAAUAUAAACCUAGCGAAAGCACAGAUAUAGAGAGGAUAUAAAAUUGCACACACCCCGAUCAAAUUGGAGUGUUUUUGAUGUAGAAAAUGAAGCCACUAUCAUUUCUGAUCUUUUUCCAUCUGAAAGUAUCUCUUGUGAUGGCAUUUUGUCAGUCGCAUCCCACGCUUGACUUUGCUUAGUCUGGCUAUAAUUUUCAUCCUCAAUUCAGUGGCUCCAGUUGUCAUGGCUGGUGGUGGGGUAUCAUCUGUUUUUUAACACUGCUCUCCUGUAUCAGGGUCAGCUUAGUACAUCCAGAAUCCAUAUUGAUUAUUAGCAUUCCCAAUCUGAUGGAACCUCUCUUCUAUGUAAAUAAACAUAUGUAAAUAAAGUCAAGAGUAAAGCAAAAUGAUUUAAAGUACUUUUAUUUACAUUUACAUUUAUAUUACAUUUAUUCACUUAGCAGACGUUUUUAUCCAAAGCAACUUACAAAUGAGAAAAAUACAAGCAAAGCGAUAUAUCAAGCAGAGAACAAUACAAGUAGUGCUACCAUACAAGAUCCAUUAAUUGAGUUCCUGAAGAAGCAAAGUGCACAGAGUAGAGAUGUAACUGCAAAUUUUUAUUUAUUUAUUUAUUUAUUUAUUUAUUUGAGUUGGUUAGGUGUUCACGGAAGAGGUGGGUCUUUAGCUGUUUUUUGAAGAUGGUGAGAGAUUCUGCGGUCCGGAUUGAGGUUGGAAGUUCAUUCCACCACUGAGGAACAGUUAGUGUGAAGGUUCUGGAAAGGGACCUUGCGCCAUGCUGAGUGGGAACUACUAAACGUCAGUCACUAAUCGAUCGCAGAAUGUGUGAGGGAACGUAAGCCUUCAGGAGAGAGUUGAGGUAGGAGGGUGCUGUUUCAGACAAGGUCUUGUAGGUGAGCAUCAAGGCCUUGAAUUUGAUGCGGGCAGCUACAGGAAGCCAGUGGAGGGAGAUGAAGAGGGGUGUGACAUGGGUUCUCUUGGGCUGGUUGAAGACUUCUCAAUCAUCUGAAGGGGUUUGAUGGAGCUGGCUGGGAGGCCCGAAAGUAGUGAGUUGCAGUAGUCCAGUUUUGAGAUAACAAGAGCCUGGACUAGUGUCUGUGUAGUCUGUUCGGUGAGGUAGGGUCGGAUUUUCUUGAUGUUGUACAGGAUGAACUUACAGGACCGUGCAGUUGUUGACAUGUGGUCUGUAAAGGUCAAGCUGUUAUCAAGAAUCACCCCAAGGUUCCUGGCCAUCCUGGUUGGCUUGAGUGUGCUGGAGCUGAGCUGUAGAGUGAGGUUGUGGCUGAUUGAGGGACAGGCUGGGAUGACGAGAAGCUUGGAUUUUGCCAGGUUGAGCUUAAGAUGGUGUUCCCUCAUCCAGAUCGAGAUGUCCGACAGGCAAGCAGAGAUACGUGCAGAGACGGAUGGGUCGUCAGGCUGGAAGGACAAAUAGAGCUGGGUGUCAUCAGCAUAGCAAUGAUAUGAGAAGCUUUGAGACUCAAUCACCUGCCCUAGAGAUGUAGUGUAGAUAGAAAAGAAGAGUGGACCCAGAACUGACCCCUGUGGAACACCAGUUGUGAGUUGCUGAGUUUCAGAAAUACCUCCCCUCAAUGAUACCUUGAACGAUCGGUCAGAGAGAUAGGAUUCCACUCAGCGCAGAACCGUUCCGGUGAUGCCCAGGCUGGAGAGGGUUGACAGGAUCUGACGGUUCAUGGUGUCAAAAGCAGCAGAGAGGUCAAGUAGGAUGAGGACAGAUGAUCUAGAGGUUGCUCUUGUUAGUCGUAAGGCUUCAGUGACGGAAAGCAGAGCAGUCUCCGUGGAGUGAUUGCUCUUGAAGCCAGACUGCUUGAUGUCCAGGAGGUUGUUAUUUAGAGCUUAAAAACAUGUUCAUUGUUUGGAUUUGUUUUUAUAAAAUAA